This is a messenger RNA of Lacerta agilis (Sand lizard), 1742 nucleotides long. RefSeq names its product galactose mutarotase (gene GALM). The record is from RefSeq and is a predicted model, not a curated record. The transcript has 7 exons. Gene Ontology annotation, biological process: glucose metabolic process; beta-D-galactose catabolic process via UDP-galactose, Leloir pathway. Bases 73 to 1101 code for a protein of 342 amino acids. Lineage: Eukaryota; Metazoa; Chordata; Lepidosauria; Squamata; Lacertidae. Gene Ontology annotation, molecular function: carbohydrate binding; aldose 1-epimerase activity.
CUUUCUUAACCGUCGGCGUUGCUGUCUCUUCCUUUGCAAACAAGCUUCGUGGGAGGGGGCGAGUGGGGAGCAAUGACAGAAGUGAAGAGAGAGAAAUUUGGGGAAUGGCGCCUUGGCGGAGGGACUGUGGAAAAAUUCCUGCUCAAAUCCAGCACGGUAAAAGUGGAAAUUAUAUCCUUGGGCUGUAUAAUCACCGCGUUGGAGACUAAAGACAAAGAUGGAAAAUUCUCAGAUAUUGUUCUAGGCUUCGAUCAUUUGGAAGGGUACACCAACAAGCACCCCUACUUUGGAGCUGUCGUUGGACGGGUUGCUAACAGAAUUGCCAGAGGGAAAUUUACAGUGGAAGGAGUGGAGUAUCAAUUGGCCAUCAACAACGGACCCAACAGUCUGCAUGGAGGAAAGAAAGGUUUUGAUAAGGUUAUCUGGGAACCUGAAGUGCUGCCAGAUGGCGUACGGUUUUUCAGAGUAAGUCCAGAUGGUGAAGAGGGAUAUCCUGGUGAGCUGAAAGUCUGGGUGACGUAUACUCUCAAAGAUGGGGAGCUAACAAUCAGUUACAGAGCUCAAAGCAGUAAGACCACACCAGUCAAUCUGACCAACCAUGCGUACUUCAAUCUUGCAGGCCAGGGAUCACCCAAUAUCUACGACCAUGAAUUUACUAUACAGGCAGAUUCUUACCUGCCAGUGGAUGAAACCCAGAUCCCCACAGGAGAAAUUGCUUCAGUGCAGGAUACAGGUUUUGAUCUGAGAAAGCCAGUGGAGUUUGGAAAACACCUGCAGAAGUUUCAGCUUGGAGGGUUUGACCACAAUUUUUGCCUGACGCAGAAGAAAGAAACACGCUUCUGUGCAAGAGCCCAUCAUCCCCCUAGUGGCAGAAUGAUAGAGGUUUAUACAACUCAGCCCGGCAUUCAAUUUUACACUGGGAAUUCCUUAGAUGGCACCCUAAGGGGAAAAGGAGGCUGCGUGUAUCCCAAGCAUUCUGGCUUCUGCCUGGAAACACAGAACUGGCCAAAUGCAGUGAACCAGCCUAAUUUCCCAGAUAGCCUGCUGCACCCAGGAGAGGAAUACAAGACCACAACUUGCUUCAAGUUCUCUGUAGCUUAAGCAAAGGCCUGCAGCAAAAACUUUUUGUAGAAAUUUCUAACAAGGUAGUUCUCAAAGAUUCCAGACUGUCUGUUUUAGGAUCAAAUGUGUCUUCAUGUAUCCAUGUACUCAAGAAGUCUACUUGACACCAUCCAGCAUUGAUUUAAGAUUUUAUACAGGCAACCUUCGUUCUCUCCCACCGCCCCCUUGAGAGCUUACUGGUUCAAAGGCAUGUAGAAAUGUAAGAAAUAAAUCAUGUUAAAAUGUAAAUUGCUAAGAUACUAUUGCUAAGGAUGUUGGCACAGUUCUUCCCCACCCGAUUUCUUAGCAAUGGUAAAGGUAUUACAUUUGCAUUGGGUCUAAAAUAGACUCUAAAUGCAAGAGCUGUGAAGAGUUGUUUAAAAGCUUGUAUUGGUUUGGAAUUCAGUAAUGUUGCAAGGAUUAAUGAGAAUGCAUAAGAAUCAUUAACAAACAGACAAGUGGCACUGGUAAAAAAUGUUAACUGCUGCUGUUCAGUACAGCCUACGUGUCCUUUCUGGAUUCUCUAUUCCACCACAGGGCAAACAGCAGUGGCUACUGAACAUAUUGUCCUCAGUGAGCUGUACUGAAGAUCCUGCUCCCAUUUUCUUCUGCAUACCUAGAAGUAUCUCUAAACAUGCCUA